Molecule: messenger RNA, 522 nt
Organism: Haemonchus placei
Lineage: Eukaryota; Metazoa; Nematoda; Chromadorea; Rhabditida; Trichostrongylidae
Source: the annotation of a GenBank genome assembly
AUGUACCCAUCACAGACCUCUUCGACAACGAGGUUCAAAACCGAUUUCCCGUUCGUUGUCCAUGGAUCACAUUCAAGCCGUCGGAGCAUGAUCCUACCACAGCAACCGCUCAUGUGCCAACGUUCACGACAGCAGAAUUCAUCAUUCUCACGAAAAGAAAGAUUCAACAAAGUGGUUACAGACGUAACGAACUCUGUCUGCCGAGUGAACAACGCAAUAGCAAAGGGCUGCUGUGAAUGUCCACAAGGAGCGGGAUCGAAAAUUGUAUGCAGUUCCGAAGGACAUCCCACAAUGGCUUCGAUACGUUGUGACGGCACAUACUUUACUGUUCCGUGUAGUCCAGGAGUGGAAUCUACUCUACGAUUGAUGCACACACUCGCAAGGCUGAGGAAAAUUUGCGACGUCAACUGCGGAUCAACCACUACGACUUUUAAAUCACUGGAAUACUACAUUGGACAAGAACGAUUCAUGGAUUCGGCAUUGGACAAGAACGAUUCGAUUCAAGAAAAUCCUUGCAGGUGA